Phragmites australis (common reed) is the source of this 3823-nucleotide messenger RNA. RefSeq names its product receptor kinase-like protein Xa21. Gene Ontology annotation, biological process: protein phosphorylation. The transcript has 2 exons. Gene Ontology annotation, molecular function: protein kinase activity; protein binding; ATP binding. The record is from RefSeq and is a predicted model, not a curated record. Bases 276 to 3572 code for a protein of 1098 amino acids. Lineage: Eukaryota; Viridiplantae; Streptophyta; Magnoliopsida; Poales; Poaceae.
UCUAUCCACCGACGAACCUUCCAGUAACAUAAGGUUGGACGGCCGCUCUACUUAACGCCGGCGAGGAGACCCCUUCUCCUCGUCCGCCGCGGCCAACGAGUCUGUCAGAGCCAUCAGACGAGUCUCCAAAACUCGGUCCUCCCACGGUAUUCUUCGGACUCCACUAGCGGCCAAGUACGAGGUUAUAAGUGCCUGCCACGCACACGGCACACCACGCCAUUGCCAACACCAUUAACUAGCCGGCAGCUGUCCCAUCCAGUCCUGAGCUCUCUGCCAUGGCUCUCCUCCACCUAGCCUCGCUAAUGGCCACACUACUCCUUGCAACCGCACCCGCACCCGCAACCGCACUCGGCUCGGCAUCCAACGCCAGCACCGCCGACCUCUCGGCCCUCCUCGCCUUCAAAGCCCGGCUGCCCGACCCCCACGGCGUCCUCCGCGCCAGCUGGACGGCCGGCACGCCCUACUGCGGCUGGGUCGGCGUCUCCUGCGGCAGCCGCCACAGGCUGCGCGUCACGGCCCUGGUGCUCCCCGGCGUGCCGCUGGUGGGCACCCUGGCUCCCGAGCUCGGCAACCUGUCCUUCCUCUCCAGCCUCAACCUCAGCAACGCCGAGCUCACGGGGCCCAUUCCAGCCGACCUUGGAAAGCUGAGGCGCCUCCUUUCCCUUGAUCUCUCGAGCAAUUAUCUUUCGGGCGCUGUUCCGCCCGCUCUCGGCAACCUUACCGCGCUUUUGAUUCUCAAUCUUGACUCGAACAACCUCACCGGUGAAAUCCCAUACGAGCUGCGCAAUCUGCAAAACGUUGGGUUCCUCAGUCUAAGCAGGAACGACUUGAGCGGGCCGGUGCCUCAGAACUUGUUCAACGGCACAUCUCAGCUGCGCUUCUUGAGCCUUGCACUUAACAGCCUGACAGGGAACAUUCCUAGUGCUAUUGGUUUUUUGCCAAACCUUGAGGUCCUCGAACUAUCGAGGAACCAGCUUUCAGGGCAAAUACCAUCCUCACUGUUCAACAUGUCCAACCUGCAAUGGCUGUACCUCUCCAAGAACAAUCUCUCGGGGCCGGUGCCGAACAACCAAAGCUUCAAUCUUCCCAUGUUGCAACGCGCGUAUCUCAACAAAAACAAUCUCACCGGUAUGGUGCCCCCGGGCUUUGGGUUGUGCAAGAACCUGCAGCAGUUCAAUCUGGCCUACAACCACUUCACCGGUGGAAUACCGUUGUGGUUGUCUGCCAUGCCGGAGUUGACGAUUAUCUCCCUUGGUGGUAACGACCUUUCCGGGGAAAUCCCUUCCAGCUUGAGCAAUCUUACUGGUCUCACCGUACUAGACUUCACCACGAGUAAGCUGCAUGGGAAGAUCCCGGCGGAGUUGGGGCGGUUGACACAGCUGCAGUGGCUGAACCUUGAAAUGAACAACUUGUCAGGUACCAUUCCAUCCUCCAUAAAAAACAUGUCCACGAUCUCUAUUCUUGACAUAUCCUUCAACUCAUUGACUGGACCUGUGCCAAGAAAGAUAUUUGGGGAAUCUCUUAGCGAACUCUACAUUGAUGAGAAUAAGCUUAGUGGAGACGUCGGUUUCCUGGCUGACUUGUCAAGUUGCAAGAGCCUCAAAUACAUUGUCAUGAGCACAAACUACUUCACUGGUAGCAUCCCCAACUCUUUUAGCAAUCUCUCCUCCCUCCAGAUCUUUCGAGCAUUUGAGAACCAAAUAACUGGGAACAUUCCUAAAACGCUGACAAAUCAGAGCAGCAUCUUAUUCAUCAAUCUUCGCAACAAUCGAUUAACCGGGGAAAUUCCAAUAUCAGUUACGGAACUGAAGAAUCUCCAAGCUCUCGAGUUGUCUAGCAAUGAGUUGUCUGGGACUAUUCCUGCACACAUAGGCAGAUUAGCAAACUUGUAUGGUUUGAACCUUUCCAAAAACAAGCUCCAUGGCACUAUACCCGAUAGCAUUGGUAAUCUGAGCCAACUACAAAUCUUAGGAUUAUCAGCUAACCGACUCACUUCGACAAUACCCAUGGGGCUAUGGGGCCUCCAGAAUAUUGUGAAGCUUGGUCUGUCUCUUAACGCCUUGAGUGGCUCUUUGUCAGAAAAUGUGGAAAAUCUGAAGGCAAUAACACUAAUGGACCUUUCUUCCAACCAACUCCAUGGCAAUUUACCAGCUUCAUUGGGGGUGCUCAGUACACUAACCAACCUGAAUCUAUCAAAGAACAUGUUCCAAGAUCAAGUACCGGAUGCAAUUGGCAAGUUAAGCAGCAUUAACACCUUGGAUCUUUCAUACAACUCCCUGUCUGGUACCAUUCCAAAGUACUUCGCCAACCUUAGCUACCUCACUAGCCUAAAUUUAUCGUUCAAUAGACUGUCUGGCCAAAUCCCAGUUAGCGGUGUGUUCUCAAACAUCACCCUCCAAUCAUUGGUAGGGAACACCGCACUAUGUGGCCUUCCGCGCCUUGGGUUCCCACACUGCCCAAAUGAUGAACUCAACCUUCACCACCGAUCAGGUUUUCUAAAAUAUGUGCUUCCUAGCGCCAUAGCGACUGGAAUAAUAGGAGUUUGCUUGUUCACUAUGGUCAGAAUUCGUGUUAAAAAGAGGUCAAAGGAGGUGCCAGUCACUAGAUUGGCGGCAGAUAACUACAGGCCACUCUCCUACUUUGAACUUGUUCGCGCCACAAACAAUUUCGAUGAUGAUAACUUGAUAGGAGCCGGAAGCUAUGGUAAAGUAUUCAAAGGCAAGUUGGACGAUGAGCAGAUCAUCGCGGUUAAAGUCCUUAACAUGGAACUAGAAAGGGCCACCAUGAGCUUUGAUGUUGAGUGCCGUGCGCUUCGCUUGGCCCGGCAUCGAAACCUGCUUAGGAUACUCACCACAUGUUCAAAUCUGGAUUUCAAGGCACUAGUGCUCCAGUACAUGCCAAAUGGGAGCCUAGAUGAAUGGUUGUUCUCUAGUAACCGGCGCGGACUGGGAUUGGUCCAACGGGUGAGUAUCAUGUUGGAUGUGGCAUUGGCGAUGGCUUACCUUCACCAUGAGCACUUUGAGGUCGUCCUUCACUGUGACCUGAAGCCAAGCAACGUGUUGCUUGAUGAAGAUAUGACGGCUCGUGUAGCUGACUUCGGCAUCGCAAGAUUAUUGCUGGGAAACGACACUUCCAUAGUUUCGAGGAACAUGCAUGGAACGAUAGGCUAUAUGGCACCAGAGUAUGCCUCAACCGGUAAAGCAUCGCGGAAGAGUGAUGUGUUCAGCUACGGGAUCAUGCUGCUCGAAGUCAUCACGGGGAAGAAACCCACCGACACCAUGUUUAACGAAGAACUGAGCCUCAGAGAGUGGGUCAACCAAGCAUUCUCAUCAAGACUUGCUGAUGUCGUGGAUCAUAACAUCUUUCUGGACGAGGAGGCAACAAGCAGUGGAGAUAUCCAAGAAGACAAUUGGUCAUCACGGGAAGAAUCUCCCAACGGAUGGAGCUGCCUAGCGCAGAUGCUGGAUUUGGGUUUACAGUGCUCCCAUGACUUGCCUGAGGAGAGGAUGACGAUGAAGGAUGUGGCUGCGAAGCUCGAGCGGAUUAAGAAGUGUUUAUCGUCCUCCAGGUGAUCCGCUCUGCAGCUGAAGGCAGUUGCGUUUUCAAGAUCCCCUAGUAGUCUAGUUCUAAUUGUUUAAGAGUGAUGUUGUGAAGUUAAACAAGGUCAAGUCAAAUUGGGACCUUUUUUUUUUCUUGAACGUUGCCGCAUCAUGGCUCUUCGGGCUCCGGCGACGGCGUGCCGCUCGGCGGCGCCGUAGAGGCAGAGCUCGGCAACAUCUCCGAGAAAGUACUAUGUAGGAUUGAAUAUGGGCAAAUUAUCCAA